GGGACCUGGCCCAGCUCCAGGUUGCAGCUCUUGCCUGCUUCUCUCCUUGUGACCCUGAGUGGUGGAGCAGCUGCCUGCCCUUUUCUGGGCUGCCUCUGCCCCCUUUGCAGCCCUCCCGCCUUGCUGCUAAAGAUAGCCAGGCCUCCUGGCCUCGCAGCUGCCCGGCCGGAUAGGUCUGUCCGAGGGUGCCUGAGCCGGAGCCUGUCCCAGACUGAGACAUGGCUCUGCUGUGUUACAGGAAGGGCUGCGGGCAGAGGUUUGACCCCAAGAGGAACACCCCAGAUGCCUGCCUCCACCACCCAGGCUUCCCCAUCUUCCACGAUGCCUUGAAGGGCUGGUCUUGCUGCAAGAAACGGACCACCGACUUCUCUGAAUUCCUCUCUAUAAAGGGUUGCACAAAAGGCUACCACAGCCACGAGAAGCUUCCAGAGCCUGAGGAGGCCUUGGCCCAGCCGAAACCUAAGGCCCGCACUGAAGUCAUUGUCCAGGGGCCAAAGUCCGCUGAGAUGCUGCAGCGGGAGAGGCCCAGCUCCAAUGAGCCCAAACAGCUGCUGCCGGUGAAGGUGGCUCAGACGCUGCAGCAAAUCCUGGAGAAGCUGGAUGCAUCCCCCAUCAUGCAACCUGCCCCGCAUGGCUCGGCCAGCCCCGGUGGCGGCUCAGAGGUGACCACCAGCAUGGCCUGCAGAAACGCUGGCUGCCAGGCGGUUUACCAGGGGGAGGAGAGCAAGACGGAGACUUGCCUGUCCCACCCAGGGGUGCCUGUCUUCCACGAGGGCAUGAAAUACUGGAGCUGCUGUGGGAUCAAAACCAUGGACUUUGCCACCUUCCUGGAGCAGAAGGGCUGCAGCAGGGGGAAGCAUGCCUGGGUGAAAAAGCAGGAGGACAAGAAGCUGGUCUCUUGUCGGCAGGACUGGCACCAAACCAGCAGCCACGUGAUGGUGACCAUCUAUGCCAAGACCCCUCUGCCCCACCUCAGCUCUGUCAAGGCCAACUGCACGGCGCUGGACAUCCGGGUGGUCUUUGAGGGAGACAGGAUAUUCCAGGCCGAGCUGGAUCUCUGGGGGGUCAUCAGUGUGGAGAAGAGCUUUGCCAACCUGCUGCCUUCCAAGGUGGAAAUUGCCCUGAGGAAGGACAGCCCCAUUACUUGGGCUAGGCUGGAGCACUUGCAGAGCCGAGGAAUGGCCCUUCAGCCAUCACCGCCUGAUGCCAUGACAGGCGGCUCCCCAGAAACCCAGGGAGGCCCUUCGAACGAGUCGGACAACAGUCUGAGCUGGUCUGAGGAAGACGGCGAGGACUGA
Molecule: messenger RNA, 1298 nt
Organism: Candoia aspera
Lineage: Eukaryota; Metazoa; Chordata; Lepidosauria; Squamata; Candoiidae
Gene: ITGB1BP2
Product: integrin subunit beta 1 binding protein 2
Exons: 11
Coding region: 219-1298 (359 amino acids)
Source: RefSeq, a predicted model, not a curated record